UUUCAGCUAGUUGUUGUCUCGUGUGAUUUUCAGGAAACCAAAAUAAUUGUUACGGCAAUUAGCAGAAGUCUAUAUAAAAUCAUGAAGAAUGCCGGAAGGUUCUCUUGGAGCGAUAAAUAUUUCAGUGACUUUGUUGAAACUACCACGAUAAAUGGCGUCAUUCACGUCUUCAGGGGCAGAUCUAAAAUAAGGCAGAUAAUGUGGGGAUUGCUGCUCAUUUCUUCUUUCAUUGCUGUUUGUGUCGUUAUUGGCUUUAAUAUCAAAGAAUAUGUCAAUAAGCCAACUGCAUCAACCAUUUUGGUAUCGCCUUCAGUGAAGAAUGGGCUGCCAUUCCCAGCAGUAACGAUAUGCAAUCUUAAUGUAUACACCCCAACCGGUGAAGACAAGGAGCCAGACUUCUCUUCAGUUAUCCAUAGUCUCUUUAACUCUCAGGACUUGGUUAAUCAGACGAGUUUAUUUGAUGAAUGCAGCGAAGUAAUCAAUUCUAGCGACACUAGUGACGCGUUUGAUUGUGAAGUAUGGGACCUACUUUUACCUGAUGACAAGAGGUUCAUCUAUCAGUGCUCAUUUAGUCAUGAUGCAGAUAGUGAAAUUGUGUCAUGCAGGGACAUGUUUUAUCCUGUACUAACACCAGCAGGUAUCUGCUACACUUUCAAUGGCAUUAGAAGCAAAAUGCCAGUACCAAUGGCCAAAGACAUUGGUGUUAGGCACGGGCUGAAUUUAAUAUUGAACAUUGAACAGGACUCGCAUCCAACGUUUCACGGGUUAACUGGCGUCAAAGUUAUCGUUCAUGAUAGAAAUGAUAUAUCACGGCCCAACCUUUAUGGUAUUAGCGUGGCUCCUGGUCAAAACGUUGCCAUUUCUGUUGAAAGGAAAGUCUACAUUGACAAAACAAAAGAAAGAGAUUGCACUAACGACGAAAGAGAGCUAGGUUUCUUCCCGAGCACGGUUUACUCUCAAUUUGCAUGUAAAGAGAAUGCCCUUUACCAGCACUUAGCAGAUGAGAGUGUCUGUGGUUGUGUUCCUAAUCCUUACAGGCCAAGCACAGGUCCUUACAUCAACACACCUAACUGCACUUUGCACAGUCUCUGCUGCUUGCUCCAAGAAUACUUCGAUUACAGGGUCAGCUCUGCUACCUGUCCUCUACCCUGCCAGUUCAGUAUGUACGAUUACAAAAGCAGCUACUCCAGUUUUCCUAAUGGUCACGCUUUGAAGAGUAUUGCUAAAUCGUUGAAUUUAUCACAAGAUGCUGUCAAGAAUAAUUUUCUUUCUGUCCAAGUUUACCUGGAAAGCUUAGAAACUCAUGAGUACGUCACCAAGUACAGUAAGACACUGACUGGCUUAUUUGGAGACAUUGGUGGUUUGAUUGGGCUCUUUCUUGGAAUGAGUAUCAUAUCAAUCAUUGAGGUACUUGUACUGAUUCUGGAUGAACUCAAAAAGUUGCUCUGUAUCAAGAAAUUUAGGAAGAAAGUUAAAAAAGUUGAUGACAUGCUCACACAUUUUCUUCCAGAUGUCAAAUGACUUAGUGCACGUAUGCACCCA
Molecule: messenger RNA, 1542 nt
Organism: Amphimedon queenslandica
Lineage: Eukaryota; Metazoa; Porifera; Demospongiae; Haplosclerida; Niphatidae
Product: acid-sensing ion channel 1-like
Exons: 2
Coding region: 82-1521 (479 amino acids)
Biological process (GO): sodium ion transmembrane transport
Cellular component (GO): plasma membrane
Molecular function (GO): ligand-gated sodium channel activity
Source: RefSeq, a predicted model, not a curated record